CUCCUGUGCACAAUGGCAACUCUUAAGGAAAAACUCAUUGCACCGGUUGCAGAAGAAGAAGCAGCCGUCCCAAACAAUAAGAUCACUGUAGUGGGUGUUGGACAAGUUGGUAUGGCGUGUGCUAUCAGCAUUCUGGGAAAGUCUCUGGCUGAUGAACUUGCUCUUGUGGAUGUUUUGGAAGAUAAGCUUAAAGGGGAAAUGAUGGAUCUGCAGCAUGGGAGCUUAUUUCUUCAGACGUCUAAAAUUGUGGCAGAUAAAGAUUACUCUGUGACCGCCAAUUCUAAGAUUGUGGUGGUAACUGCAGGCGUCCAAGAGGGGGAGAGUCAUCUCAAUCUGGUGCAGAGAAAUGUUAAUGUCUUCAAGUUCAUUAUUCCUCAGAUCGUCAAGUAUAGUCCUGAUUGCAUCAUAAUUGUGGUUUCCAACCCAGUGGACAUUCUUACGUAUGUUACCUGGAAACUAAGCGGAUUGCCCAAGCACCGUGUGAUUGGAAGUGGGUGUAAUCUGGAUUCUGCUAGAUUUCGCUAUCUCAUGGCCGAAAAACUUGGCAUUCAUCCCAGCAGCUGCCAUGGAUGGAUUUUGGGAGAACACGGAGACUCAAGUGUGGCUGUGUGGAGUGGAGUGAAUGUGGCAGGUGUUUCUCUCCAGGAAUUGAAUCCAGAAAUGGGAACAGACAAUGAUAGUGAAAAUUGGAAAGAAGUGCAUAAGAUGGUGGUUGAGAGUGCCUAUGAAGUUAUCAAGCUAAAAGGAUAUACCAAUUGGGCCAUUGGAUUAAGUGUAGCUGAUCUUAUUGAAUCCAUGCUGAAAAAUCUAUCCAGGAUUCAUCCAGUAUCAACAAUGGUGAAGGGGAUGUAUGGCAUUGAGAACGAAGUCUUCCUGAGCCUCCCGUGUAUCCUCAAUGCUCAGGGAUUAACCAGUGUUAUCAACCAGAAGCUAAAGGAUGAUGAGGUUGCUCAGCUCAAGAAAAAUGCAGAUACCCUGUGGGACAUCCAGAAGGACCUGAAAGACCUGUAACUACUGAGCUCUAGGCUGUAGAAAUUCAAAAACUGCAAUGUGAUUAACCCUGAGCCUUUAGUUUUUAUCCAUGUACACGGAUCAUAGUUUGCUUUUGUCUUCCUAAAUAAGUGAAUUUGGGCUCAAAGAAUCAAAGCCCAUGCUUGAUUUAAUGCUUGCAAUCUGAGCCCUUGAACAAAUAAAAUUAACUAUCAUAAAAAAAAAAAAA
Molecule: messenger RNA, 1219 nt
Organism: Propithecus coquereli (Coquerel's sifaka)
Lineage: Eukaryota; Metazoa; Chordata; Mammalia; Primates; Indriidae
Product: L-lactate dehydrogenase B chain
Exons: 1
Coding region: 13-1011 (332 amino acids)
Biological process (GO): carboxylic acid metabolic process
Cellular component (GO): cytoplasm
Molecular function (GO): L-lactate dehydrogenase (NAD+) activity
Source: RefSeq, a predicted model, not a curated record